This is a messenger RNA of Myripristis murdjan (pinecone soldierfish), 4030 nucleotides long. It is a transcript of the gene bcl2b, whose product is annotated as BCL2 apoptosis regulator b. Lineage: Eukaryota; Metazoa; Chordata; Actinopteri; Holocentriformes; Holocentridae. The transcript is spliced from 2 exons. The record is from RefSeq and is a predicted model, not a curated record. Gene Ontology annotation, molecular function: BH domain binding. Gene Ontology annotation, biological process: extrinsic apoptotic signaling pathway in absence of ligand; release of cytochrome c from mitochondria; intrinsic apoptotic signaling pathway in response to DNA damage. Gene Ontology annotation, cellular component: mitochondrial outer membrane. The coding region runs from base 516 to 1202 and encodes 228 amino acids.
ACUCAGUCCGACCUUGUCUGGCUCACAGCUCCGCGCAUGGUUGUGCGUAAAUGCUGCUAAAAUAGUUUGCGGCGUUAUUGCCUAUCUAGGGCACGUACAACUUUGGUUUUCUCUCAUGUUUUUUGUAACACGUCCAUGUCUGGGUUAUGUGCACGGGCAUACAUAGCCUAAACAUUAUUCUAACCUCUUCCGCAUCUUGGAUUUCUAUGCAAAGAGAAGGUCGCCACUUUUCCUCCAAGGCUUCGGGAAAUGAAGACUACGUGGAGCAGUUCUAACACGGACUCAGUGCUUUUGGACUUCUGAACGGGGUUUCUUUUUUUUCGCACGGCUGGCCUCGCGGGAUCUUUUAACAAAUAUCCACGAAACAAUUACUGUCGAUCGACGGGUUCGCUCGCUUUUAAUAUAGCCCAGUUUUUUUGAAUAUGCACCGCAAGGUACAGUGCACGAUGUUGGUGAUGUUGCGUUCGGUUUAGGAUACCGCUCUCCGUCUGUACAAAGUGCCAAAUUAAGCCGUUAUGGCGAACGAGUGUAAUCGCAACAUUGUGGAAAAGUACAUUUCUCAUAAACUCUCGAAACGGGGAAUCGUGUGGGAAUUCGAUGAUGUCAGGGAGGAGGAUGCUGCUAAUAAUGGGUCAGUAGUUGCCCCUCCACCGACUUUGGUCCGGCGAUGCCGUGGAGCCAGCGCCGGGCCUGAGACGGAGAGCAUCCCCCAGCUCUCCAAAAGGCUAUCCCAGUCGGACCCGCACGCCGCCAUCCACAGAGUACUGCGUGAGGCUGGAGACGAACUUGAAAGACUAUACCAGCCGGACUUCACGGAGAUGUCGCAUCAAUUGUAUCUGACGACCACCACGGCGCAGAGGAGGUUCACCGAGGUGAUAGACGAACUGUUCCGGGAUGGAGUGAACUGGGGCCGGAUUAUCGCCUUCUUCGAGUUCGGGGGCACGGUGUGCGUGGAGUGCGCGGGCAAGGAGGAGAUGACAUCGCAAGUGGACCACAUCGCGGAGUGGAUGACGGAGUAUUUAAAUGGACCUCUUAACAGCUGGAUACAAGACAACGGGGGAUGGGAUGCCUUUGUGGAGCUGUAUGACAGACAGAGGGACUCCGUGUUCAGUUGCUCCUGGCCCUCCAUCAAGACGGUCUUCGGCCUGGCGGCGCUCGGGGCAGCCAGCCUCACCAUCGGAGCAUACCUGACACAGAAGUGAAGCAGCCCUCCUUCUAUCUCCUUGACUGUACUGUUUUUCCUCUCCCUCCACAUGUGUCCUUGUAACACUCUCUAAAAAAAAAAAUAUUUUUUUUUUUUGGUUGUUUUCCUCCCUUUAAAAGACGCCUCUGACCCCUCAGAGACGCCCUUCACACUCUCCCAAACCUGGCUCUCUUCAAAGCCUCCUCUCAGAACUCCCUCUUCCCUCUUCCUCACACCCCCCUCCAUGCCAAAAAACAAAGAUCAAAAUAACAGAGGGAACCAGAUGCACUGCCCGCAAAGGAGCAAAGGAUGUCUUGGAAAAAAAAAAAAAAAAAAAAAAAAAAAAAAAGAGGCAGCUUAAAUGUAAUCCCACAAAAGUUGAGGACAGCUGAGGAGUUGGACAAAAAGAGGAGGGUUCGAUGGCAUGCGUCUAGUUUUGUCCUGCCUGCUUGCGUACUAGUUAUAGCAUGAACUUUUGAGUGUUAGUGUAUGUGUUGCAUGUGACGGUGUGGCGAAUGAGAGAGCUCUUGGUAGUUGGGGGUGGGGUUUGGGUUGGGGGGGGGCGCAAGGACAAUGACGAUGGCUACGGCCGGAAGUGGUGAAGCGGCCACAGCCCCGCCCCUGCUCGUUAGGGUGAAGAACCCCGUUUGAACUGUGGACUCUGGUUACCCCCCUGCGGCCGUCCUUCAAAGGACUUCCUCCGCACAACAGCUGCUCAGAAUGUAUAAUGGAAACAGCUCGCUACAAGCAGCACGAUGUGUGUGUCGACUGCUUUCACUCCUCAAAUACCAAGAGCUCCAAUGAACUGGGAACACACAGCGCCAUUAUACUCUCCCUGGCCCUCAGCAGAGGGAGGGCCAGCGGAGGACUGAGCUUGACUGAGCUCGCUUUUUUGCAGAGUUUUGAAAGCUCCUUGAUUGUCAUGUUAAGUUGGUUUAUUUUUGCAGCACGCCAAACCAUGGAACCCGUGGUUUUGCCAUAGCAAGAGAGAAGGAGAAUGGAAUUUCCAAGGGGGUGAAAAGCGUGCGGGGUGGUGGCUCGAGAAAAACCUGUCGUUGCCGAUAGAGAAGUCAGGAAAAUGUCCCAUCUGUCCUGGACUAGUUGAGCACAGUGCAGGAGAACAGAAGGUAAAAUAAAGAAAUAAUUGCAUGUAGCGUUGCAAGGAAAAAGGAGAGUGGGCCCAUGCAACAUAAGUGGACAAGCUUUAAGUGUGCAUUCCUCAGGCUGAAUGAAACAAAGUGAGCAAGGCCUCUCCAUAGCAAAAAUUCUUCACAUGGAGACAUGAAUACUCCGGCACCGGCUUACAGAAGCACCCAGGGACAGCAAUUUCCACAGAUUCUCAGUGGCAUCACUUCUUUUUCUAUUUUCUACCUCCGCUGAUUUUUUUUUUUUUUUUGGCUCUCUCUUCCUUUGCUCUAUUUCUGGUCCGAUUUCUGGGCCUCACCCAGGUUUCAGAGCUGACCUGACAAACCCUGUCAACAUGUGUCCUCCAGCUGCUGAGGGGACAAAGAGGCCCCACAGCCUCUUGGUAACGCUAGAAUCCAUAUCGACAGAGACCGUUGUUGACAUGGGCUGCAAAAACCUAGCUGGGUUCUCUAGCCACAGAUCGCUGUAAGCGGAAUACCGAGACGUAAGGAUUUCAGCUGUCCUGGACUGUGCGGGCGAGACACUGUGGCCUGUGUGCUGGAACCUGAGACAUCCCUUUUCCCUUCGCUGCGAUGCAUUCAGUCUGCAAAUGCAACAUCGAUUUGUCAUUUUCAGGCUGUUUUUUUUUAUUGAUGUUUGUCUUGUGUUACAAUCAGAUAGAAAAUUUGGAAAAAGCUUAGGCUACACAAACAUUAUUUUGUUGUACACUUAGCCAGAUGGUCAUGAAAAAGUGAUUUUUUUUUCUCUCUCUCUCUCAUUGAAAAUCUCCAACUUCUUUGUUGCAUGGAUGAAACAGUCUGUCUACACACAAUGAAUACUCACUAUGUAUAACCAUAUUUAUAAUAGAAUAGGGUAGAUGUUACAAAUAACAACAAAGGAGUUGCAUUUUCUAUUUAUUGAGAGGUACCAGAUCACAGACUUUUAACAAUACUUUGAUGGAAAAAAAAAAAAAUCAAUUGUGUUUCACCCUUUUCUAUUCUAUGGAAUCACACUGUAACUACAUUAUUUUCUGGCUGCUAUUGUAUCAAGAAAAAGUUUAAAAGUGAAUUUUCUGUAAUGUAUUAAUAUUGGCUUAAGGCUGCUAUACUGUCAAGUUCUGAUUUAACUUUCACUUACAGCUUAAACUGCCACAAAGUUACAGUAUAGUUAUAGAGAGCUGGAAACCAAAGUUAACUUGUAUUAAUCUUUUUCAUAAUAAUAAUAAUGAUUUUUAAGAAAAAGUAGCUUAAAGAGAACACGUCGCUUCAUUUCGACUUCAGUGAAAGUCCAUUCAGUGCGAUUUUGCGACCUCUCUGUGAAGGGUUUGUCUGGUGUUACUGUACUAUAUCGACUUAACUUUCGUCAACCUUGUGCUCCAAUCAAUUAUACACAGUGCUUCAGACAGUCAGUCAGAUUAUCAUUACAAACCACAUUAUGCCCAGUAAAGUGGCACAUGGCGUGCGAUCCUCCCGGUGAUGUGUAUAUCAGAGAGAUACUGAGGUUAAUUUGUGACCAGGAAUAACAGUGUAACAGCAAUAUACUGUCAUUUUCAUUUUCUCUGUGCAUAUAUGAAUGUAGGCACUAUGGUUGCUGUACUGUUUUAUGUCAUUAAUCUCAAACCUGUAGCACUUAAAAAGUGAAUUGUGUCUCUGUUGUUUACUGCUAUAUCCACGAUAAGCUAGCGGGAUCAUAUUGUUCCUAAUAAACCAGAUUUCUCCAGCA